Spea bombifrons (plains spadefoot toad) is the source of this 4506-nucleotide messenger RNA. RefSeq names its product ubiquitination factor E4B (gene UBE4B). Bases 327 to 4331 code for a protein of 1334 amino acids. Gene Ontology annotation, cellular component: nucleus; cytoplasm; ubiquitin ligase complex. Lineage: Eukaryota; Metazoa; Chordata; Amphibia; Anura; Pelobatidae. Gene Ontology annotation, molecular function: ubiquitin-ubiquitin ligase activity. The record is from RefSeq and is a predicted model, not a curated record. The transcript is spliced from 29 exons. Gene Ontology annotation, biological process: protein polyubiquitination.
UUCCUGAUGUCACGUGAGCACUUUCCCAAGAUGGCCGCCCGGUUGUUUUGAUGAAUAAUCCUGUGUGAGGCGGCAGGUUUCGGGCAGGCUCCGGUUUACUCGCUGUGAGGCUCGGUGUGUAUCGGGUUUACGUUUUUGCCGGUGUUCCUGUGAGUGCUGGAGAAGCGGGCCGGUCGCAGGAAGUUCUUUGUGUCGUUUCUCACGGGCUAUCAUUACAGACAAUGCAGCUGUGAGCCCCGAGGCCCCUGUCUGUCCCUGACCGCCCCCCUGUCGCCCCCUGUCCCGUGUACGGACCCCUCGCUUCUGCCACCAUUAAAAGAAAAAAUAUGGAGGAGCUGAGCGCUGACGAGAUUAGGAGACGGCGCCUUGCUCGGCUAGCUGGUGGGCCGUCCUCGCAGCCUACAACUCCGCUUACUUCACCACAAAGAGAGAAUCCCCCUGGACCACCAGCAGCAGCCGCCCCGGGCACAUCCCAACAACUUGGCUUGAAUGUUCAGGGAGUAACCCCUGCUACCUCACCCAUAGGGGCAUCAGGGGUGGCUCAUGGAAGUCAGAGUAGUGAAGGCGUCAGCUCGCUCAGCAGUUCCCCAUCGAAUAGCCUUGAAACGCAAUCUCAGUCUCUUUCUCGCUCCCAAAGCAUGGACAUUGACAGUGUAGCUUGUGAAAAAAGCAUGUCCCAGGUGGAUGUGGACUCGGGAAUUGAGAACAUGGAAGUAGAUGAAAAUGAUCGCAGGGAAAAAAGAAGCCUCACAGAUAAGGAACCGUCCGCCGGAUCCGAGGUUUCUGAGGAACAGUCUUUGCAGCUGGUCUGUAAAAUCUUCAGAGUUUCCUGGAAGGACCGGGAUAGAGAUGUUAUUUUCCUGAGGUCGCUGUCGGCUCAGUUUAGACAGAAUCCAAAAGAAGUGUACUCCAAUUUUAAAGACUUAAUUGGGCAGAUUUUGAUGGAAGUCUUGAUGAUGUCCACUCAGACAAAAGACGAUAACCCGUUUGCCAGCCUCACCGCCACGUCGCAGCCCAUUGCAGCCACUCGGCUACCUGAGCGGACUCUCGUGCUGAAUUCUGCAUCGAAUCCUGGCACCAGCCCCAUGUUCUGCAACGCCGGCUCCUUCAGUGCCAGCUCGGCGUCCAGUCUGUAUGGUUCUAGUCCAGAUGUUAUCCCCAGGUUUCCCGCUGGUAUACCACUGGCUGUUUCACCCAUCCUCCCAAUCCCCACUUCCAGUCCGUCCACAGCGAGGCAAUCUCUGCCCAGUGGCAUUCGGCUCAUUCAGUCAAGCCCACCAGAAGCUCAGACGUCCUCUCCACCCAACAGCCCGUGUACGCUCUCCCGAUCAAGGCCCUUGCCCAUUCCUGCCAGACAAAGAUCGCCCAACGUCUCUCCUGUGGCUUAUCUGUCACCGAGCCCUCGAGUGCUGUCUCCCAGCGCUCAAUCUUUUCCACCCUCCUCUCCUAGACAGCGAGCCUCAGGCAUCCGUCUUUACUCGUUAUCUCCUAGACUGUCCCCGAGGCAGGCGAGGAUUCCUGUUAGUAUGUACGACAACCCUCUGUCCCUCCUUCCCGCCCGUUCUGAUGAGGGUGAGGACAGCAGCGAUGAUGAAAACGAAGAGGAUUUUGCUAGCGUCCAGUUUGGGGGCAGUGGAGCCAGCAGCAUGGAAUCCUGCAGUGACCAUUUCACGAUUGACACGUGCAAAGAAACCGAGAUGCUCAACUACCUCAUCGAGUGCUUUGACAGAGUGGGGAUAGAGGAGCGGAAAGCACCGAAGCUGUGCAGCCAGCCAGAUGUGAGCCUGCUCCUGAGCAACCUCCGAUCGCAGUGCAUCUGCCAUGCUGCCCUGGUGUUACAGGGUGCGCUGACACAGCCAAGGCCUGCGCAGCAACCCUCUCUCCUGGUGCCCUACAUGCUCUGCCGAAACCUGCCGUUUGGGUUCAUCCAAGAACUUGUGAGGUCCACGUAUCAGGAUGAAGAGGUCUUCAAACAGAUUUUUAUCCCCGUUCUUCAAGGAUUAGCUCAGGCUGCAAAAGAGUGUUCUCUGGACAGCGACAACUUCAAAUACCCUCUCAUGGCUUUAGGUGAACUCUGUGAAAUGAAGUUUGGGAAGACGCACCCUGUUUGCAGCUUGGUAGCCUCGCUUCCAUUCUGGUUGCCCAAAUCUCUAAGCCCUGCCACAGGACGGGAGCUUCAGCGGCUUUCGUAUCUUGGUUCCUUUUUCAGCCUUUCUGUUUUUGCCGAGGACGACAAUAAAGUUGUAGAGAAAUAUUUCUCUGGGCCGGCUAUAACUCUAGAAAACACAAGAGUGGUCAACCAGUCAUUACAGCAUUAUUUGGAGUCCGCACGGCAAGACUUAUUCAAGAUUCUGCACAGUAUCCUACUGAAUGGAGAGACCAGAGAAGCUGCUCUUAACUACAUGGCUGCCAUAGUGACUGGUAACAUGAAGAAAGCACAGAUGCAGACGGACGACAGGCUUGUUUCCACAGAUGGGUUCAUGCUAAAUUUCCUUUGGGUGCUUCAGCAACUCAGCACCAAGAUCAAGCUAGAGACUGUGGAUCCCAUGUACAUUUUCCACCCCAAAUGUCGCAUAGCACUGCCGACCGAUGAGACUCGUAUCAAAGCCUCGAUGGAAGAAGUGAGCAGCUGGAUAUCCGAACUGAAUCAAGACCCAUCUUUAUUUUCCGAGCCUAAAUUCCCAACUGAAUGCUUCUUCCUGACCCUGCACGCCCACCAUCUUGCCAUUCUCCCGAGCUGCAGGCGAUACGUCCGUCGCCUGAGAGCCAUACGAGAGCUGAACAGGACCGUGGAAGAGCUAAAGAACAACGAGAGUCAGUGGAAAGAUUCCCCUCUAGCGGCUCGGCACAGAGAGAUGUUAAAACGCUGCAAAACACAACUUAAGAAGCUGGUGCGCUGCAAGGCCUGUGCCGAUGCUGGUUUGUUGGAUGAAAACUUCCUUAGAAGAUGUCUCAAUUUCUAUGGAAUGGUGAUCCAACUGAUACUGCGCAUCAUGGAUCCUUCCUUCCCAAAUACGACGUUGCCUUUAAACCCAGAGGUCCCCAAAAUGUUUGCAGCCUUGCCAGAGUUUUAUGUAGAAGAUGUAGCGGAGUUUCUCUUUUUUAUUGUGCAAUAUGCUCCUCAGGUUCUCUUUGAGCCCUGUACACAAGAUGUUGCGACGUUCUUGGUUGUGCUGCUGUGCAGCCAGAAUUAUGUCCGGAAUCCUUACCUUGUGGCCAAGUUGGUGGAGGUCAUGUACGUUACCAACCCCGCCAUCCAGCAUAGAACUCAGAAGUUCUUCGAAAUGAUUGAAGGACACCCUUUGUCCAUAAAACUCCUUGUACCAUCGCUGAUGAAAUUCUACACUGACGUUGAACACACCGGUGCCACCAGCGAGUUCUACGAUAAGUUCACCAUUCGCUACCACAUCAGCACAAUUUUCAAGAACCUUUGGCAGAAUCCGGCUCAUCACGGCACGUUUAUGGAAGAAUUUAACUCGGGGAAGCAAUUUGUGCGCUACAUAAACAUGCUGAUUAAUGACACCACGUUCCUGUUGGAUGAGAGUUUGGAGUCUCUGAAACGGAUCCAUGAGAUACAGGAGGAGAUGAGGAAUAAGGAUCACUGGGAUCAGCUUCCUCGGGAUCAGCAGCAAACUCGACAGUCCCAGCUGGCGCAGGACGAACGCGUGUCCCGCUCUUACCUCGCACUGGCUACUGAAACCGUGGAAAUGUUCCAUAUCCUUACCAAGCAAGUGCAGAAGCCGUUCCUGCGGCCCGAGCUGGGCCCUCGGCUGGCAGCCAUGCUCAACUUCAACCUGCAGCAGUUGUGUGGCCCCAAGUGCAGAGACCUGAAGGUGGAGAACCCAGAAAAAUACGGGUUUGAACCAAAAAAACUUCUGGACCAGCUCACAGACAUUUACCUACAGCUAGACUGCGCCCGGUUCGCAAAAGCAAUCGCAGACGAUCAGAGGUCCUACAGCAAAGAACUUUUUGAGGAAGUCAUUACCAAAAUGAAGAAAGCUGGAAUCAAGUCUACGAUUGCCAUUGAGAAGUUCAAGCUUCUGGCGGAAAAGGUGGAGGAAAUUGUGGCUCGAAAUGCUCGGGCAGAAAUAGAUUACAGCGAUGCUCCAGAUGAAUUCAGAGAUCCACUGAUGGACACAUUGAUGACGGAGCCAGUGAGACUUCCUUCUGGAACGAUCAUGGACAGAUCCAUUAUUCUGCGGCAUCUUCUGAAUUCUUCCACCGAUCCCUUUAACAGACAAACGCUCACGGAGAGCAUGCUCGAGCCAGUGCCAGAAUUAAAGGAAAAGAUUCAGGCGUGGAUGCGCGACAAGCAAAACACGGAUCCUUGAACGGGUUAAUCGUCUUGGGCUGCCCACUCUGGAAGAAGAGGAACCCUGUACAUAUAUUUAAAUAAUACAAGAAAUUACGCGAUCACUUAAAAGAUGGAGGAGGGUAUAUUUUCUUAAAUUGGGGCCAGCACUACAGUUCCGUAAGCAGAAACCAUUUUUUUUCUGUGCGUUAAAA